Messenger RNA from Tetrahymena thermophila SB210, 1788 nucleotides. RefSeq names its product ABC-2 family transporter protein. Gene Ontology annotation, molecular function: ABC-type transporter activity; ATP binding; ATP hydrolysis activity. The transcript has 4 exons. NCBI's taxonomy places the organism in Eukaryota, Ciliophora, Oligohymenophorea, Hymenostomatida, Tetrahymenidae. Gene Ontology annotation, cellular component: membrane. The record is from RefSeq and is a predicted model, not a curated record.
AUGUCAGAUAACCUCAUUAAUAAUACUAAAAGACAAGCAGUUGAUAUUGUCUUCAAAAACAUUGACUAUUCAGUGAAAAAUAAAAAACAUACAAGAUAAAUCUUAAAAGGAGUUUCAGGAAUUUGUAAAAAUAGCCAAAUAAAUGCUAUUUUAGGAACAUCAGGAGCUGGAAAGACAACUUUGCUCAAUAUUCUUUGCUAGAGAAUUUAAAAUAAACCUGAUUAAAUUUUAUCAGGUAAAGUAUUGGCCAACAAUUUACCCUAUACCUCAAAUUAAUUUACAUAAUUUGCAUCCUAUGUUAUGUAAGACGACAUAUUACUUGAAGCGUUAACUGUUAAAGAGUGUCUAUAGUUUGCUGUCAACCUAAAAACUGUCGGCAAUUAAUAAUAAAAAACUUAAAAAGUUGAAGAAAUCAUUAAAAUUUUGAAGCUUGAGAGAUGUCAGAAUACCUUCAUUGGCGGUAAUUUUAUUAAAGGUAUUUCUGGAGGAGAAAAAAAGAGGACAUCAAUAGGUUAUGAACUAAUAAGCGAUCCAUAAUGCUUAUUCUUAGAUGAACCUACUUCAGGUUUAGAUAGCUUUACAGCUUAUUGUAUUAUUGAUUUCUUGAGAAAGUAUGCUCAUAACUAAAAUAAAACAGUCGUGUUUACAAUUCAUUAACCCUCUUCUGAUAUUUGGAAUAUGUUUGAUAAUGUUAUGCUAAUGGUUGAAGGACAGUUUAUCUACUAAGGCACUGGAGGAAUGAAUGUACUAAAUUAUUUUUCAAGCAUCGGAUUCAAAUGUCCUGUUUAUUCUAAUCCAGCAGAUUUCUUAAUGUCAAUAAUGACUCCUGAGAGAGAAAUUAAUGUUAAAAAUUAUGAUUUCUACUUUUUACAAUAUGCUUCAAAUUUGAAGGAAAAUGUAGAAGCAAAUAUUAAAAAUUCUAUUGAAGAGGAAAUGUAAGUGGAUUCAAUUAAAACAAAUUUUAGAACGAAUAUGUUUUACUAAACAACACAAAUAGCUUUACGAUAAGUAAAGAUUCUAAAAAGAAAUCCAAUUCUCUUAGCAGCACGGGUAAUAUAGAGUGUUGUUAUAUCGUUUUUUAUAGGUCUUAUAUAUUGGUAAACUCCUGGUCCAACAGAUAAUCCUACUUAAAGAGAUAUUGAUAGUAAAAAUGGAUUAUUGUAUUUCUAAGUUAUAGGAGCCUUCAUGAUGGCAUUAAAACCAUGUAUCCUUACCUUUCCUUCUGAGAGAGCUGUGUUUUUGAGAGAAGAAAACUCAUAGUUGUAUACAGUAGGACCUUAUUUUUUAGGAAAAUAUAUUGUUGACAUAUUACCUUGCAUAAUAUCACCUAUCUUAUCAAGUAUAGUUGUUUACUGGAUGGUUGGAUUAAAUACUGAUAGUCCAGGAAAAGUACUCUUUUUUAUGUUCACUAGCGCUCUUUAAGGCUUAUCAGGAAUAGCACUCGGUUACUUAGGUGGGUGUGCAUUUAAAAAUGCUCAUAUUGCAGUUGCUAUAUCUCCAGCUAUUACAGUACCUACUAUGCUUUUCGGGGGAUAUUACAAAAACUCUGGUGAUUAUGCUUCUUGGAUAGGUUGGAUUUCGUACCUUUCUCCUUAUAAAUAUUCCUUUAGUGCACUUGCUUAAAAUGAGUACACUUAUGAAGGUUAAAACUAUCCCUAAGAUCCUAUAAAACAAUUAAAUUUCAAUUUAGAUAAAUGGGAAAGUAUUGGGUGUUUGAUUGGAUUAUGUUUAGGUUACUCAAUAAUUGCAUACAUUUUAUUAUCAUUAUUGAAGAAAAAAUUAUAAUGA